Messenger RNA from Pteronotus mesoamericanus, 1326 nucleotides. It is a transcript of the gene MOGAT3, whose product is annotated as monoacylglycerol O-acyltransferase 3. Gene Ontology annotation, biological process: triglyceride biosynthetic process. The coding region runs from base 1 to 1326 and encodes 441 amino acids. Gene Ontology annotation, molecular function: diacylglycerol O-acyltransferase activity. Gene Ontology annotation, cellular component: endoplasmic reticulum membrane. The transcript has 8 exons. The record is from RefSeq and is a predicted model, not a curated record. Lineage: Eukaryota; Metazoa; Chordata; Mammalia; Chiroptera; Mormoopidae.
AUGCGCGCGCCCCCGCCGCUCUUGGCCGAAGCUCCUGGUGGCCUUGAUACUCCGGGAGACCUUCAAACAGAUCCCAGGGACGCACUCUGGAAGCUCAAAGAUCAGUCUCAGAACAGCUUGGAGACUUCCGGGUCCAAGGAUCUCCUCAUCCACAACUCCCCGUGCGCGCACACGCACGCAUCCCGGGAGGUCCCAAAGGCUCGACCCCUGGGCGAGAAAGCCUACCCAGGCGCCUGCGGAAAACCUUCAUCAUUUGUCCUCUGGGUCCUGGAGCCCUGCUGGCAGAGGGCAGCUACUGGGAUAGGAGUCUCCACCUUCCUGCGGCCCUCCUGCACCAUGAAAACCCAGCAGAAGCGGUGGCUGGAAGCAGUGUUCGCCUACCAAUUCGUGCUCACUUUCCUCUUCAUGGGUCUUUUCUUAUCCCUUCUUGUCUUCUACCUCCUCUUCACAUCCUUCUGGCUAUUCUCUGUUCUCUACCUGACAUGGCUCUUCCUAGAUUGGGACACACCCCACCAAGGUGGAAGGCGGUGUGAGUGGAUAAGGAACUGGGCCCUGUGGAAACACCUAAGGGAUUAUUAUCCUAUCAAGCUGGUGAAAACAGCAGAGCUGCCCCCUGACCGGAACUAUGUGUUUGGCUCUCACCCACAUGGGAUCAUGAGCAUCGGAAGCGUCUGUAACUUCUCCACUGAGAGCACCAAUUUCUCUCAGAAGUUCCCUGGGCUUCGGCCCUCACUAACUGCGCUGAACUCUCUCUUCUACGUCCCAAUCUAUCGGGACUACAUCAUGUCCAGCGGAAUAUGUUCUGUGAAGCGCCAGAGCCUGGACUUUAUUCUGUCACGGCCCCAGCUUGGGCAGGCUGUGGUCAUCUUGGUUGGGGGUGCCCAGGAGUCCCUGAGUGCAAUCCCAGGAAAACAUCACCUCGUUCUCCGGAAUCGCAAAGGCUUUGUACACCUGGCACUGAGGCAUGGGGCCUCCCUGGUGCCUGUGUACUCCUUUGGGGAGAAUGAUGUCUUCAGACUUAAGGUUUUUGCCAAAGACUCCUGGCAGUAUCUGUGGCAGAUCACCUUCAAGAAGAUCAUGGGUUUUUCUCCUUGCAUCUUCUGGGGCCGCGGUCUCUUCUCUGCCAACUCCUGGGGCCUGCUGCCCUUCCCUGUGCCCAUCACUACUGUGGUGGGCCGCCCCAUCCCGGUGCCCCAGCGCUUCCACCCCACUGAAGAGGAGGUUGACCACUACCAUGAGCUCUACAUGAAGGCUCUGCAGCAACUGUUUGAGGAACACAAGGAAAGCUGUGGUGUCCCUGCUUCUACUCACCUCACCAUCAUAUAG